GCAAUUGGGGAUUGGCCCUGGGUUGGAGGUUAACUUGAAUGUUUCCAGAAGGAUGGGAAUGGGCUGAUGUGCCCCUUCUUCCUAGGAAUUUCUGGCCGGUGGCCUGAAAUCACAGGACUUUGCUCAGUUUGCACUGUGAGGGAAGAGGGAAGGCCUACUCACUUUUUAUCUAGUGCUGGAUGCUCCACAUGCUUGUUUAGGAAUUUAGGCCUGAGCACCCUUCCUUUGGAGAAUCAGGAGAGACAGAGCCGGCCCAGGGCGAAAGCAGGAGACUUGGGGACUAAGCUGGCAUUUGGACUCUGGGUCUGGAACCUGGUAACCAGCUUAGCUCCUCACGUGGUAGAGAGAUUAGGAGGUGCCUUCUUCAUCCCCUACCUCAUCUUCCUGUUUACCUGUGGCAUUCCUGUCUUCCUUCUGGAGACAGCACUAGGCCAGUACACUAGCCAGGGAGGCAUCACAGCCUGGAGGAAGAUCUGCCCCAUCUUUGAGGGCAUUGGCUAUGCCUCCCAGAUGAUCGUCAUCCUCCUCAACGUCUACUACAUCAUUGUGCUGGCCUGGGCCCUUUUCUACCUCUUCAGCAGCUUCACCAUCGACUUACCCUGGGGCAGCUGCCACCAUGAGUGGAACACAGAACACUGUGUGGGGUUCCAGAAGACCAACGGCUCCCUGAAUGGUACCUCUGAGAACGUCACCUCCCCUGUCAUCGAGUUCUGGGAGCGGCGGGUCUUGAAGAUCUCCGAUGGGAUCCAGCACCUGGGGGCCCUGCGCUGGGAGCUGGCCCUGUGCCUCCUGCUGGCCUGGGUCAUCUGCUACUUCUGCAUCUGGAAGGGGGUCAAGUCCACAGGCAAGGUGGUGUACUUCACAGCCACAUUUCCUUACCUCAUGCUGGUGGUCCUGUUAAUUCGAGGGGUGACGCUGCCCGGGGCAGCCCAAGGAAUUCAGUUUUACCUGUACCCAAACCUCACGCGUCUGUGGGAUCCCCAGGUGUGGAUGGAUGCGGGCACCCAGAUCUUCUUCUCUUUCGCCAUCUGUCUUGGGUGCCUGACAGCCCUGGGCAGCUACAACAAAUACCACAACAACUGCUACAGGGACUGCAUUGCCCUCUGCUUCCUCAACAGCGGCACCAGCUUUGUGGCCGGGUUUGCCAUUUUUUCCAUCCUGGGCUUCAUGUCGCAGGAGCAGGGGGUGCCCAUUUCUGAGGUGGCUGAGUCAGGUCCUGGUCUGGCUUUCAUCGCCUACCCGCGGGCUGUGGUGAUGCUACCGUUCUCUCCUCUCUGGGCCUGCUGUUUCUUCUUCAUGGUCGUUCUCCUGGGACUGGACAGCCAGUUUGUGUGCGUGGAAAGCCUAGUGACUGCGCUGGUGGACAUGUACCCCCGCAUGUUUCGCAAGAAGAACCGGAGAGAAGUCCUCAUCCUUGCAGUGUCUGUUGUCUCCUUCCUUGUGGGGCUGGUCAUGCUCACAGAGGGCGGCAUGUACGUGUUCCAGCUCUUUGACUACUAUGCCGCCAGCGGCAUGUGCCUCCUGUUCGUGGCCAUCUUUGAGUCCCUCUGUGUGGCUUGGGUUUACGGAGCCAGGCGCUUCUACGACAACAUCGAAGACAUGAUUGGGUACAGGCCAUGGCCGCUUAUCAAAUAUUGUUGGCUCUUCGUCACACCAGCUGUGUGCACAGCCACCUUCCUCUUCUCCCUGAUCAAGUACACUCCACUGACUUACAACAAGAAGUACACGUACCCGUGGUGGGGCGAUGCCCUGGGCUGGCUCCUGGCUCUGUCCUCUAUGGUCUGCAUUCCCGCCUGGAGCCUCUACAGACUUGGCACCCUCAAGGGCCCCUUCAGAGAGAGAAUCCGUCAGCUUGUGUGCCCAGCUGAGGACCUACCCCAGUGGAACCCAGCAGGACCCUCGGCUCCCGCCACCCCCAGGACCUCACUGCUCAGACUCACAGAGCUAGAGUCUCACUGCUAAGGGGCAGGCCCUCGGAUGGUGCCUGUGAGCCUGGCCGUGGGGACGGCUGCAGAGGGAACAGUGCAGAAGCAGCCCGUGUGCUUCCUUGCCCCUCACCUGGAGUGGAUAAGACAACAGGGGUAUUUUGGAAUCCACCUGCUGAGCUGGGCGCCUCCUACUCCAACAUUUCUGCUCAGGGGUAGUUGAACAGAUGUGAAAGGCCAGUGCCAAGAGUGUCCCUCUGAGACCCUUGGGAAGCCGGGUGGGGGCUCGUGGGUGGGGCGAGGCUGUUCCUGGCUUUGGGUCCUCUCACCCUUCAUUCCAUUAAAUCCACAUUCUUCCCACUGA
This is a messenger RNA of Sapajus apella (tufted capuchin), 2289 nucleotides long. It is a transcript of the gene SLC6A13, whose product is annotated as solute carrier family 6 member 13. Lineage: Eukaryota; Metazoa; Chordata; Mammalia; Primates; Cebidae. The record is from RefSeq and is a predicted model, not a curated record. Gene Ontology annotation, cellular component: plasma membrane. The transcript has 14 exons. Gene Ontology annotation, biological process: neurotransmitter transport; sodium ion transmembrane transport. Gene Ontology annotation, molecular function: gamma-aminobutyric acid:sodium:chloride symporter activity. The coding region runs from base 67 to 1962 and encodes 631 amino acids.